UUUAGGCGAUGGUGUGGACUGGAAAUUUCUUUCUUCUGCUCUGUUUUUUUGAGAACUCAAGCCCUGGAAAAUUUUCUUCAUGAUUUUGUAUUGAUUGCUUUGUAUUCUUGAUUUUUAGGUUGAUGCUAGACUCUCUCGAAACUAUGGCACUCGAGGUUUAUCAUGCAGGCGUGAACCCUAAUAAUGGAGGCGUGAACCCUAACAAUGGAUACUUUAAUGGUUGUUUAGUUUGUUCAAUGUAUCAAUAACCCAAAUCAACUGUGAUAAAACCUUAUUUAUGUUGGUUUCAGGUAACCAAUCAAUGUAGCCAAUUUAUAGCCUUGCAUAGCUUUGUCGGAUUGAUACACAGUUGAAUCGUUUGUUGGUUUUGUAUAUGGCGGUGACGUUGUAUCUGGAUAGAAGAAUGUUGUAUUGGCUAUAUGUCGUGUUACUUAUCCUGUAGUAUUAUGCAACUUAUGUGUUGUAUUCAAGGCUGGGAAGAACGAACAUGGAUGGAUGAUUCAAGGUGCUCGCAUUCAUUGGUUUACUUGCCCCGACUUAGGUUACCACAAAUAAAGUUUACGGCUCCUCUACUGUUUUUUUCUUUUACCUGGAAUAGAUUCAUUAUUGACCCCAUCAGUACCACCAACACUGCCACACCCAGUAAACCCUACAAGGAAAGUAGUAACACUGCCACACCCAGUAAACCCUACAAGGAAAGUAGUAACAACAACACAAGCACUGUCUAGAAUGUGGUCUAACUGUUAAUCUUAUAGGGUUUGUUAGUGUUUUGUGUUUUGGUUAUGUUGAUCCCAUCUAUUCUCUUCUUUUAGUGUUUUAUUGUAAUACGUCUGUACGGGUUAUUGUAAUACGUCCGUACCUGCAGCAUUUUAAGAAUUAUUAUGGAAAAUCAUGCCUCCGUAUACUCAAUACCAAGCUAACAAAGCACGAGGUAAGAUACAAUGAGGAUCUUACAGGUUUACCUAUGCCAAAUUACUGGGUUUCUGAUGAAGGAACUGUACCUGCAUAGGUUCUGUUACUUUUUUUCCUUUUAAAUCUCCAUUGCUAGGUUUGGGUUUGAAUAUGGAAUUAUUGAUUGUAAAUUUUGAUAUUUUAAUGCUACUACACAGUCAUGUAUUUUUCUCCGCCAUCCAGAUAUAUAGUCAUGGUUUAAGAGAGGAGGCAAAGAUCGCGCCUCAUUCUGAAUUCGAUCAAAUGGGGAUGCUUCAUAUGGUAAGGUUCAUGGAUUUUUCUUGAGCGACCAUACAUAUUAAUUUGUUUUCACAAUAUUUGGUUCCGCAAUUUUUUAUGGAGUUUAGGUGAAUGUUUAGAUAAGCAUUUCUAUAAACAUGUUGCAUAUUCAUGUUCAUUAAUCUUUUGUGUAAAUUAAUGCAUGGACCCAACGUUCGUGUAGAACUGUCAACUCUACAAGGUUUCAGAAAAAAAUAAUCUUAAUUAGUUAUUUCAUACGUUUUCCUUUCGUGAUAAAGAAGUAAAUUUAUAUGGUUCUUUAUGUGUUCUUAUUUUGCCUUUGUAUAAGUUCACAGCCCACUUUGAUUUCGAUCUUGAUACUAUUGAUGAAUUUUUAGAUUUUAGAGUGUUACAGAAAGAGAGUGAGAGAGAGGUUCAAAAUUACGCCGCCGUGAGUUCCGAAUGUUCAGGACUUCAAGUUCGUUUGUGUUGCUUCAUUUAUGAAGUAGUUGAGACGAACACUACAAAGAGGUAGUAUUCUUUACACCUGAAUUCUUAGAUUAAGUUUGUUUUUACCAACAUCUGAAAAUUAUGUUGUUAAUAAGGGUGUUAAUGAAUAGGGCCAACAGGUUAAUAAGUGAGUUUGUACAUUAUAUCACUUUCAAGAACCUUCUAUAUGUGUGGGUACUUCAAUCUAAAGUGAUGAUUUUGAUAAUUCUAAGCCAUGACUCCAAGUCUGAUCCAGACAAACCUAGAUAAAUCUCGGAGUCAUGGUUGUCGCUACAACUGCAAAGAGAACAACAAGUGCAAUGGAAACAAGAGGGGAGGUUCUCGGAUUUGGUAAAAGUGGCUAUAGCUGAAUUUUCCAAUUUACUAUCUGCACGAGUAGAAACAUGAAUUUGUACCUGAUAAUGUUCUUAGUAAAUUAUAAUAAAAUUCUAAACAUGAUAAAUGCUUUAUACUAUUCUAGGCUUCUAGCAUCUUGCAUUUGGUGUCUGGCAAGUUGGAAGGUGGGAAUCAGAUGUCAUUAUAUGUGAAUUUGAGUGACUUGCAAUAC
Messenger RNA from Papaver somniferum (opium poppy), 2227 nucleotides. RefSeq lists its product as uncharacterized. The record is from RefSeq and is a predicted model, not a curated record. NCBI's taxonomy places the organism in Eukaryota, Viridiplantae, Streptophyta, Magnoliopsida, Ranunculales, Papaveraceae. The transcript is spliced from 3 exons. The coding region runs from base 420 to 728 and encodes 102 amino acids.